AUGAAAUAUCGCCAGGAACACAAUAUACAACGUCCGGACAUGAUCAAUUUGCUAAUGGAAGCUAGAGGUAUGAUACCCACGGAGGUGCAGAAAACCCAUUUCCGUCAAUGGACUGAUAUGGAAGUUGUGGCUCAAUGUUUGGCCUUCCUCUUCGCCGGCUUCGAACCAUCUUCGGGUGUAAUGAGUUUUUCUGCCCAUGAGCUGAUGGAGAAUCCUCAGGUUCAAGAAAAACUCUAUGAAGAAAUUCAUGGAGUCGACGAAGAGUUACACGGUAAUCCGGUCACAUAUGAAUUGUUGCAAAAAAUGCCCUAUAUGGAAAUGGUUGUAUCGGAGGUGUUAAGAAAAUGGCCAGUGGCGGGAGUAACAGAUCGUAUAUGUAAUAAAGAUUUUGAAUAUGUGUCAAAGGACACUGGCGAACGUGUGGUCGUAAAGAAAGGUGAAAAGGUGCGAAUUUCUAUGUGUGGCUUCCAACGGGAUCCAAACUAUUUUGAAAAUCCCAAUGUCUUUGAUCCGGAACGUUUUAGUGCGGAAAAUAAAAUGAAAAUAGAUCAUGGUACUUAUUUGCCAUUUGGUGUGGGUCCACGUAAUUGUAUUGGCACUCGUUUUGCCUUAUUGGAGGUUAAGGUGUUCCUUUACUAUUUGUUGCGUGAUUAUCAGCUGGAGCCAUGUGCCAAGAGUUGUAUACCGUUGGUCUUAGAUCCUACAAAAAUGCAAUUGUUACCCAAAGGUGGUUUUUGGUUGAAACUGAAACCAAGGAAAGGUUAA
Molecule: messenger RNA, 765 nt
Organism: Musca vetustissima
Lineage: Eukaryota; Metazoa; Arthropoda; Insecta; Diptera; Muscidae
Product: probable cytochrome P450 9f2
Exons: 2
Coding region: 1-765 (254 amino acids)
Molecular function (GO): monooxygenase activity; heme binding; oxidoreductase activity, acting on paired donors, with incorporation or reduction of molecular oxygen
Source: RefSeq, a predicted model, not a curated record